CGACAGGUGUACAAUAUGGCGGCGCCCACGAGUCCAGGAGUGAUCUAAUAACCAGGGGCCAGUGAGAAGGAUGUGGUGCGCGGUGCUCAGGUCGGUCCGAGCCGUCCGUGUGGUGGCUGAGAGCAAAGGGGCAGGAACUGUCAUACUCCUAAGGAAGAGAGGGCAUCAAAGGGUUAAUAGAUUAGCCGCAUGUCUAUAUGGAAAAGACUCUGCUAUUGGAACCCUGUUGGGGGUGAACAAGCAUGAGUCCACCAGUGAACUUCUCAGCCCACAGGCCCCAGCUAUCUCCUUCAAUAAAGAUGACCAAGACCGUUUAAUAAAGCAUGCUCCUGACCAGCCAGAGAACCCAAAAGUCCUAAAACUUGCUAUUAUAGGAGCUCCCAAUGCAGGGAAAUCAACUUUAUCCAAUCAGCUUCUGGGCAGAAAGGUUUUUCCUGUAUCCAGUAAAGUGCACACCACACGCUGCAAAGCACAAGGUAUUCUCACAGAAGGAGACACCCAGAUGAUCCUCCUGGAUACUCCUGGUAUGGUCAAUUCUAUAAGAGCUGGAAGGCAUAAACUGGAGAAAACGUUUCAGGAGGAUCCCUGGCAGUCAGUGAAGUUGGCUGAUGUAGUGUUGGUUUUAGUGGAUGUGUCAGAUAAGUGGAUGCGGAGAUCUUUGCACUCCGAGGUGCACAAGUGUCUAGCCAAGAACUCCCACAUCCCCAGCAUUCUUGUGCUGAACAAGGUUGAUUUAUUAAAGCAAAAAAGUACUUUGCUGGAAGUCACGGGUAAACUGACUGAAGGGAUGGUGAAUGGGAGAAAAGCUGUGAUCAAAUCUAGUAAAAAGACAUCAGAGAGAAGUGUUCAACCAGAUGAAGAGAGCGCCUCCGUACUGAAAAAAGAGACCAGAGAGCAGCCCGAGGGGCAUAGAGAGCUCUCAGGGGUUAAUCCUAAGGAUGGAGGUCAUCAGGAGAGGACAGACAAAGACCUAAAGGACAGGACCGGGUGGCCUCAUUUUCAGGAGGUGUUCAUGCUUUCAGCCUUAGAAGGAGAUGAAGUGGAGACGCUGAAGAAAUAUCUGCUGACUCUUGCCAAGCCUGGAGAAUGGGAAUAUCACAGCGAGGUUGUGACCACUCAGGCACCACAGGAAAUUUGCAAUAAUAUCAUCAGAGAGAAACUUCUUGAAUACUUGCCCCAGGAAAUUCCUUACAAUAUUACACAGGUCAAUGAAUUUUGGGAGGAAGGUUCUGGCGGCGAACUGGUUAUUAAGCAGACUUUGCUAGUGCCUAAGGAAAACCAUGUGAAACUUAUCAUUGGCCCUAGCGGGGAGCUGAUCAGCAGGAUUGCAAAGGAAGCCGGGUGCGAUCUAAUGAAUGCUUUCCUGUGUGAUGUCCGGCUGCAGCUCGCAGUGAAGUAUAGGAAGAGAUAGCAGCCAGAUGUCUCAUUUAAAAGCAUAAACUGGUUGCUGCCGUUUUGGAUUGGACUGCCAAAUGUUUUUAGCAAUGUUCAGAAGAAAAUAUACCGUAACCCAUGGUUCAUAAUGAUUGAUUUAAUAUUCUUUAAGUGGACAUUCUGAGUAGAUGACCAAAUAACUUUGCACAAAUCUACAUGUGCAUCAUUUCCUGGAGCAUUUGGAAUGAAAUCUCAAUGACGUUGUCCUAGGAAAAAGUGGGACAGGGUAUGGUG
Molecule: messenger RNA, 1668 nt
Organism: Bufo bufo (common toad)
Lineage: Eukaryota; Metazoa; Chordata; Amphibia; Anura; Bufonidae
Gene: ERAL1
Product: Era like 12S mitochondrial rRNA chaperone 1
Exons: 11
Coding region: 71-1411 (446 amino acids)
Biological process (GO): ribosomal small subunit assembly
Cellular component (GO): mitochondrial matrix
Molecular function (GO): ribosomal small subunit binding; GTP binding; rRNA binding
Source: RefSeq, a predicted model, not a curated record